Molecule: messenger RNA, 690 nt
Organism: Cladophialophora bantiana CBS 173.52
Lineage: Eukaryota; Fungi; Ascomycota; Eurotiomycetes; Chaetothyriales; Herpotrichiellaceae
Exons: 2
Coding region: 1-690 (229 amino acids)
Biological process (GO): proteolysis
Molecular function (GO): serine-type endopeptidase activity
Source: RefSeq, a predicted model, not a curated record
AUGGCGUCGAUCCGACAAACGGAGACUUGGCAUCGUCGAUUGUCGCUAGGAGAUCUUUCGCCAGGGCCGGAUCCUGGAAUUGUCCCCUGCUGCCCUGGGCCGUGGCUGCGGAUGCGCAUGGAACACAAAUGGCGUGCGAUCGAAUGGGCAAUUGACCAAAAGGUUGAUAUCAUCAUCAGCAGGGUUGUUCGAUUUUUUAACGUCGAUGACGAACUGGAUAGCCCGUUGGUUCACGCCAUAAAGUGGGCAGUGCAGCAGAACAUACUCAUCUUCAGCUCAACGGCCGACGUCGGCGCGGAGUCCGGUCACAAUUUCUGGCCUGUCAAUCCGAGUAACAUGAUUGCCGUUUCCGCAUCCGACGAACUGGGCCAUCCUCUACUGCGAUCGGACCAUGACGUGCACGCCGCGUUCGAAGGUGAAAAGAUCCAGGUCGAGGGACCCAAGUACAUCAACAAGAAAAGCGAGCUUGCCCUUCCAAGCUAUGCGUCCGGCUCCUCGGUAAGCACAGCUCUGGCUGCAGGUCUAGGCUCUCUGUGUCUGUUUCUUGCGCGUAUGGCCAAUGAAUCGGACAGGCAGGCGGAGAGAUUCUGCGGGCGCUCCCGUCUCGAUUUAUCGCAGACUUUGGCAGGAUCAUUUAUGGCACGGAUCCUCGUCCAGUCGGGUUGGAUAAGUUUGAAUUCUCUAACUUAA